UCUGCUAAAAUCCUAUAAAUGCAAAGUAGACGUAUUUUUAAAAUCAAUCUGUCACUGAAACAAAAUUAAUUGGCAGUCCAAUCAAAGAAAAUAAAAGGCAACACGAAUAUAUAUAAGCUUGAUACCAGUUUAUGUGGAUUCAGUCAUCUUGGUUGCUUUUGAGAUGAUAAUACGGCUAUUCUUUAUACAGUGUAUAUCUUAACAAUCUUAACAAAUUCGUAAAAAUUUGUAAAUUUCUUUUGCUUGGAAGAUGUUUGCCAUAAUUUUUGCUUUUGGACUUAUAACAACACAUGUUACAGCAACACUACCUUCCUACCUUCACGCCUGUAGCCACAAGGAUACCAAUUACAAUCAAUGCAUUGCAAACAGCAUCGAUAGUGUAAAAGAUAAAGUUUGCGCAGGAUUUUCAGAAUUGAACAUUCCACCAAGCGAACCAUUAACUAUCGACAAAAUAGUUAUUUUUGACGCAAAUAAUAUUAAAUUGGAUCUCAAAGAUGUGAAACUAUAUAGAUAUUGUGAUUUCGUCGUAAAUUCGGUUAAUACAGAUUUUGAAAAGCUCCACUUCGAUAUUGAUUUUUUAUUACGACAUAUUUAUAUAAAAGUCACGUAUGAUUUUAAUAUACAUCUGUUGGUGCCCGUUGCUCAUAAGGGGCCAGCUGACAUUACUGCAGAAAACGUAGGAUUGAAAGUAGGCCUGGACUUAAAAGUGAUAACCAGAAACGGCAAAAAAUAUAUAUUUGCGUCGAAAGCAACCGCCAAAUGUGACAUCAAAUCAUUCAAAUAUAAGUUUACUGAGGACAAAAAAGAAUUAGCUGAGUUGCAUAAGAUUAUUGACGAUGUCGUAUCCAAAAAUACAAAGGAAGUUGUUAAAGCUGUUUCAGCAGCAGUUGAAGAGCUAGCCUCCAGAUUCGUUAUAUCAAUGUUCAAUGAUAUAGCCUUCUCUCGUUACGAGGAACUAUUUUCGCCAGAGAUAUGAAUUGUUCGAGACUUUGACAUUUAUUAGGCUACAUUAGGUUACGCAUACAAAACUUAAUUACAUAUUUUACUUAAUUGUUUAAUAAUUUUUUAUUAAACAACAAACGACGGCUAAAAUCUUUUUAAAAUUACUCGGAGUAGUGAUCUUGAUUAUAAAUAUCAAGAUUAAUGUUAUUUAGACUGACUUUAUAUAUUGGAAUAUUUACCAUUGACAUAUUGCAUUUACGAGAUGUGUCCCAAAAGUAAUGAGAAUGAAUUUAUUAUAGCCCAUUAUUACAUAUCCGAGCAACAAUUACUUCGGAUCUCCUUCAAAGUAGGCUCCUUGGGAACGCACAAACCGUUUCCAAAGUUCUACCAUUCCUGGAAGCAAUGCUGGAAGUCCGCAUGUCUGUGAAUGUGUUCAGCGCGUGUGGCCUUUUGGAUCUGGUCGAGAGUCCCGUGAUGGCAACCUUUUAACAGAUUUUUCAUUUUGGGAAGGGCAAAAGAAUUACACGGAGCUCCAGGUACUGCUUUCAGGAAUGGCAAAACCUUGGGAACGGCGUUCCCAACGUACACACCGUUUCCAAGAAGUCUACUUUGAAAGAGAUACAGAACAUAUUUAUCGGCAAUUUUAUCACUGAAUCAUUGAUUAGUUGGUUUCGAAAUAUAAUUUUCAAGUUGGAAACAGAUAGAGAAGAGAAACAAUAUUUGUUCAUUCGUAUUUAAAUGAUUGAAAUGCUUGUAUACAAGCGUGUAUCUAAAACUUUUGUACACUUUUUGCAAAUUUACAUGGUAUAUUAUAUAUAGAUAUGUACAUACAUAUAUAACAUGUAUGUAACUUAAAUUGUCAGACGU
This is a messenger RNA of Temnothorax curvispinosus, 1809 nucleotides long. RefSeq lists its product as uncharacterized. Bases 251 to 976 code for a protein of 241 amino acids. The record is from RefSeq and is a predicted model, not a curated record. The transcript has 3 exons. Lineage: Eukaryota; Metazoa; Arthropoda; Insecta; Hymenoptera; Formicidae.